This is a messenger RNA of Psammomys obesus (fat sand rat), 2212 nucleotides long. Its product is annotated as nuclear receptor corepressor 1-like. NCBI's taxonomy places the organism in Eukaryota, Metazoa, Chordata, Mammalia, Rodentia, Muridae. The record is from RefSeq and is a predicted model, not a curated record. Gene Ontology annotation, biological process: negative regulation of transcription by RNA polymerase II. Gene Ontology annotation, molecular function: nuclear thyroid hormone receptor binding; transcription corepressor activity.
GAUUUAUGGCACUGGUACUUUGUCAUCGCUGUUACAGUUUCUUCCAGCAAGUCUACCAGUCAUGAAAGGAAAUCGACUCUGACCCCAACCCAAAGGGAAAGUAUACCAGCCAAGUCUCCAGUGCCUGGUGUGGAUCCUGUCGUGAGUCACAGCCCAUUUGAUCCCCAUCAUAGGAGUAGCGCUGCAGGAGAUGUUUAUCGAAGCCACCUUCCCACACACUUGGAUCCAGCCAUGCCCUUUCACAGGGCUUUGGAUCCUGCAGCUGCUGCUUACCUGUUUCAGAGACAGCUUUCACCAACCCCAGGAUACCCAAGUCAGUACCAGCUUUAUGCAAUGGAGAAUACAAGACAGACAAUCCUAAAUGAUUACAUUACCUCACAGCAGAUGCAAGUGAAUUUGCGCCCUGAUGUCGCCAGGGGACUCUCCCCACGAGAGCAGCCACUGGGUCUCCCUUAUCCAGCUACAAGAGGAAUCAUUGACCUGACCAAUAUGCCUCCAACAAUUUUAGUGCCUCAUGCAGGGGGAACGAGCACUCCCCCAAUGGACAGAAUCACUUAUAUUCCUGGUACACAGAUUACUUUUCCUCCCAGGCCAUACAACGCUGCUUCUUUGUCUCCAGGUCACCCAACACAUCUUGCAGCAGCUGCAAGUGCUGAGAGGGAACGAGAACGAGAAAGGGAGAAGGAACGAGAGCGAGAACGUGAACGUGAACGCGAACGCGAAAGAAUCAGUGCUUCCUCUGACCUCUACUUACGAGCAGGCUCAGAACAGUCAGGCCGCCCUGGUAGCCACGGAUAUGUUCGCUCACCUUCCCCUUCAAUAAGAACUCAGGAGACCAUGUUGCAACAGAGACCCAGUGUUUUCCAGGGAACCAAUGGAACAAGUGUAAUCACACCUUUGGAUCCAACUGCUCAGCUACGAAUCAUGCCACUGCCUGCUGGAGGGCCUUCAAUAAGCCAAGGCCUGCCAGCUUCCCGUUACAACACUGCUGCGGAUGCCCUGGCUGCUCUCGUGGACGCUGCAGCUUCUGCACCCCAGAUGGAUGUUUCCAAAACAAAAGAGAGUAAGCAUGAAGCUGCCAGGUUAGAAGAAAAUUUGAGAAGCAGGUCAGCAACAGUUAGUGAACAGCAGCAGCUAGAGCAGAAAAACCUGGAGGUGGAGAAGAGAUCUGUUCAGUGUGUGUGCACUUCUUCAGCCCUUCCAAGUGGCAAGCCCCAGCCUCAUGCCUCAGUAGUGUAUUCUGAGGCUGGGAAAGAUAAAGGGCCUCCUCCAAAAUCCAGAUAUGAGGAAGAGCUAAGGACCCGAGGGAAGACUACCAUUACUGCAGCUAACUUCAUAGACGUGAUCAUCACCCGGCAAAUUGCCUCGGACAAGGAUGCGAGGGAACGUGGCUCUCAAAGCUCAGACUCUUCUAGUAGCUUGUCUUCUCACAGGUAUGAAGCACCUAGUGAUGCUAUUGAGGUGAUAAGUCCUGCCAGCUCACCUGUACCACCCCAGGAAAAACCACAGGCCUAUCAGCCAGAGAUGGUUAAGGCAAAUCAAGCAGAAAAUGAGCCCACUCGACAGUAUGAAGGACCACUGCAUCACUAUCGGUCCCAGCAGGACUCACCAUCUCCACAGCAGCAGCCACCACUGCCCCCAUCUUCGCAGGCAGAGGGAAUGGGGCAGGUGCCUAGGACCCAUCGACUGAUCACCCUUGCUGACCACAUCUGUCAAAUUAUCACACAAGAUUUUGCUAGAAAUCAAGUUUCCUCGCAGCCUCCUACUUCUACAUUCCAAACUUCACCAUCUGCUUUGGCAUCCACACCUGUAAGAACUAAAACAUCAAGUCGUUACAGCCCAGAAUCCCAGUCUCAGAGCGUUCUACAUCCAAGACCAGGUUCUAGAGUCUCUCCAGAGAAUCUUGUGGAUAAAUCCCGGGGAAGCAGGCCUGGGAAGUCUCCAGAGAGGAGUCACAUCCCAUCAGAGCCCUAUGAGCCCAUCUCCCCACCCCAAGGUCCUGCUGUGCAUGAGAAGCAGGACAGCAUGCUGCUCCUGUCACAAAGGGGAGUGGAGCCUGCAGAGCAAAGGAAUGAUUCUCGAUCACCAGGAAGUAUAAGCUACUUGCCUUCAUUCUUCACCAAGCUUGAAAGCACAUCACCCAUGGUUAAAUCAAAGAAGCAGGAAAUUUUUCGUAAGUUGAACUCCUCUGGUGGAGGUGACUCUGAUAUGG